UGAUUAAUCUACGGUGCAUCUGGCAUGUAGCUUUGCAACUCCUUAAUCUUAGUUGAUUUUUACCAAUUUUUAUAUUGCAUCUAAGGUGUAUUCAAAACUAAAAAAUUUGCUUGCUCAUUCUUGAAGCUAAAUGUAAUAACUCGAAAGUGACUAAAAUCGAAAUGUUCUAGUGGUCAAAAUAUGACAUAAAUCCAUGGUGUGUGCGUUCCGAUAUAAACGUGGGAGAGGAGAGGAAGAGAGAUGUGUUGGUGGAUGAAUUACUACAAUUUGCUUAAUAGCUAAUAGACUCAAUUUCUUUAUUUUUCUUUUUUUAAUUUGUUACGGUUUCGACGUACUUAUACGGGAAAGAUGGUGCCGUAGAAAGUCAUAUUUGAGAAAGAGACAUGCACGAUGGUGUGGAUUACGUAGAAAUAACCCAGAUGUGACGGCUAAGCGCGAAUCCCGGACCUUGCGCACCAAAGUCCGGCGCUUUAGCCACGGUCGUGAACACCGUGCGUCUAGACUUUUAAAAUUUCUGGUAUGCUUUUUACGAUCUAUUCACGAUGUCCUUAUAUGCGACGAUACUGCCAUAUCUCAUCCUAGGAUUGUUAGGAUUUACGUUAGGACAUGAUGUCAAGGGUUCAUCAGUUUGUGAAUUUUAUAACGAAACAAUGUGUGCAGAAUCCCAGCAGGAAUGCUCGGGAAGAGAAGAAUGUGGGCCACAUGAUCCUGGCAAAAGAAAUCACUGUUAUGUGCUUUGGAAAAUUGACAAUGUUACUAAGAAAUCUAUAAUUAAAUUAAAGGGAUGUUUUUUGGAUAGUAAUGAUUGCUAUGAUAGGCCACAUUGUAUUGAAAACAGUGCAGAAAGAAAAAAGGAAUUAUUUUUCUGUUGUUGUGAUGGUAACAUGUGCAAUCAGAAUUUCACAUGGGAUCCACAUCCAACUUCUUCUUCUAAACCUAUUCAACCAUCUGUUUUUCAUGAAUCAGAACCUGUUCCAAACACAGAGCAACAAAUAAUAAUACUUGUUUUGUCAAUAUCGAUACCUAUUCUACUACUUGCUAUUAUAUUGUCAUUGUUAUAUUGGUGUUACCGACGUCGGAAGUCGGGAUAUUUCAACGAGGUUUGGAAGGCAUAUGUACCAACACUAGAGCCUCUGCCACUGCCGCAACCAUCUCCUAAUUUGGGAUUGCGGCCGAUACAAUUGCUUGAAAUAAAAGCUCGUGGUCGUUUUGGAGCUGUAUGGAAAGCACAAUUGAAAAAUGAGAUUGUUGCUGUUAAAGUAUUUCCAAUACAAGAUAAGCAAUCAUGGCAAACUGAACAAGAAAUUUUCAAACUUGCCCACAUGGAUCAUGAAGAUAUAUUACGUUUCAUAGGUGUUGAAAAAAGAGGUGAUAAUUUACAAGCUGAAUUCUGGUUAAUCACUGCAUACCAUGAAAAAGGUUCACUAUGUGAUUAUUUAAAGGCAAAUGUUGUUACAUGGCCUGAGAUGUGUAGAAUAGCAGAAUCUAUGGCAAGGGGUUUGAUGCACUUGCAUGAAGAAAUUCCAGCCAAUAAAGCGGAUGGAUACAAACCUGCUGUGGCUCAUAGAGAUUUUAAGUCAAAAAAUGUUUUGCUUAAAGCUGAUAUGAGUGCUUGUAUAGCAGAUUUUGGUUUAGCAUUGAUAUUUCAUCCUGGGAAACCUUGUGGAGAUACUCAUGGACAGGUUGGAACAAGAAGAUAUAUGGCUCCAGAAGUUUUGGAAGGAGCAAUUAAUUUUACAAGAGAUUCAUUUUUACGAAUCGAUAUGUAUGCCUGUGGUCUGGUGCUCUGGGAGUUAGCUUCGCGAUGCACUGUACAAGAUGGACCAAUUGGGGAAUAUAGAUUACCAUUUGAGGAUGAAGUAGGUCUUCAUCCCACUUUGGAAGAUAUGCAAGAAAGUGUUGUGCAUAAAAAAGAAAGGCCAAUCAUUUUAGAAACAUGGCGUAAACAUCCUGGACUGCAAUCAAUUUGUGAUACAAUGGAAGAGUGCUGGGAUCAUGACGCCGAAGCACGUCUUUCAGCUUCUUGUGUAAUGGAAAGGGUUGCCACAUUGAGUAGGACGCUUGUUUUAAAUUCGUCAACGUUGAUACGAGUUGAUAAUACCAACGAGACUAUUACCACUAAGGAAUCUAGUAUGUAGUUAAUCUACAUGUAUUAUAGUUUUAGUUAAAUUGCACAACAGUUUUCUGUAUCAUAAUUUUAUGCAUACAUCAAUGAGGAAUGUUAAAAUAUUGCAUGCUAUUUUGUAAUGAUUAUUUUUUAUCUUUUUAUUGGUUUUUUUCUUUUGUUUUAAAUUAAAAUAAGUCUUAAUGUUUUAAAGUAACGUACAUCAUUGCGAAUAAAAUUGUUUUUGUUAAUUAGAUACUACAGUAUCAAGUAGAAAUAUUUUUACGAAGAUAACUUUUUUAAAUAAUCGUUAUUUAUUAAAUGUAAUUAUUGUCUCAAUGUAGUACUCAUCUUUGGAUUACUUGUAUAUAAAUCAUUCACGUAUAUAUAUAUAUGUCGGAGAUGGAAGGAUACUGGAGCCUCCCCUGUUUGGUACUGUGGGAAAAUCCCGUAAUAUUGCAAUCUAGAUUCUACUAUAACCGUAAUUAAACAAUUGUCAUUCAAUCCAAUUGUAUUUGUUCGAGAUUUGUGAUAGUGGGAUUGGGUUCGAGGUGACACAACUGG
This is a messenger RNA of Bombus pyrosoma, 2668 nucleotides long. RefSeq names its product activin receptor type-2B (gene put). The transcript has 9 exons. NCBI's taxonomy places the organism in Eukaryota, Metazoa, Arthropoda, Insecta, Hymenoptera, Apidae. Gene Ontology annotation, molecular function: metal ion binding; activin receptor activity; activin binding. Gene Ontology annotation, biological process: protein phosphorylation; cellular response to growth factor stimulus; activin receptor signaling pathway. The coding region runs from base 543 to 2138 and encodes 531 amino acids. Gene Ontology annotation, cellular component: plasma membrane; activin receptor complex. The record is from RefSeq and is a predicted model, not a curated record.